Cinclus cinclus is the source of this 2088-nucleotide messenger RNA. It is a transcript of the gene LRCH4, whose product is annotated as leucine rich repeats and calponin homology domain containing 4. Gene Ontology annotation, molecular function: protein binding. The record is from RefSeq and is a predicted model, not a curated record. Bases 131 to 1687 code for a protein of 518 amino acids. The transcript is spliced from 17 exons. NCBI's taxonomy places the organism in Eukaryota, Metazoa, Chordata, Aves, Passeriformes, Cinclidae.
CCCACUCCCCUUGUCCCAUUCGUCGCCUUCCCGCGCUGCUGCUCGGUCCCCGCCCCUGUGGCGGGGUGCGGAAACGUCCGGGGCGCAGUCGGGCUGCGGCGGCCGCGGCGAGUGGAGCUCCGGGGCUGUCAUGGCCGCGGGGGCAGCAGGGGCUGUCACGGCCGAGCCGCCGCCGCGGCUGGGCCGCCUACCCGGAGGAGCCGGCACUGAGCGCGCCCUGGAAGAAGCAGAAGCCUCCGGCACCCUCAGUCUGGCCGGCCGGAGGCUGCGCGCUUUCCCCGCGGCGGCGGCGCGGCGCUGGGACCUCAGUGACACCACAGAGGCCGACCUGUCCCGGAACCGUUUCGGGGAGGUGCCAGAGGCAGCUUGCCGCCUGGUCUCGCUGGAGGGGCUCAGCCUGUACCACAACUGCCUGCGCAGCGUCCCCCCCGCCAUCGCCAACCUCCAGGCCCUGGCGCACCUGGACCUCAGCCGCAACCAGCUGAGCUCUCUGCCCGCCUGCCUCUGCCUCCUUCCCCUGCGCGUCCUCAACGCCAGCAACAACCGCCUGACCCAGCUGCCUCCGAACCUCGGCGCCCUGCGCACGCUGCGGCAGCUGGACGUCGGGUGUAACCGGCUGCGGGCGCUGCCGCCGGGGCUGGGGCAGCUGCGGGCGUUGCGGGACCUCAGCGUGCGGCGGAACCAGCUGCCGGCGCUUCCCGAGGAGCUCUCGGAAUUGCCCCUGGUCCGGCUGGAUUUCUCCUGCAACCGGGUGGUCGCGAUUCCUCGCUGCUUCCGGCGGCUCCGGCACCUCCAAAUCCUGGUGGCGGACAACAACCCCCUCCAGUUCCCUCCCGCCCAGAUCUGCCUGAAGGGCAAACUCCAUAUCUUCAAGUACCUGGAAGCCGAGGCUGCUGCCCAUCCUCCCCCAGCAUGCCCCCCGGACGAACCGUGUCCCCUCCGGCAGCGGGGGGGGUUGGACUCCGGCUUCCACAGCGUCGACAGCGGCAGCAAGCGCUGGUCAGGGAACGAGUCCACAGAUGAGUGUUCGGAGCCAUCCCGGCAGCACAGGGAGACCCGCAGUGUGGCAGCUGGUGAUAGUGACCUGGAGCAGCUGGAGAAGGAGCCCUCAUUAGAGCAGCAGCAGAGCCGGACCCUGAGAGGUGACACCCCUGAGGGUUCCAGGGUGGUCUUUAAUUCGUGGCGACGCCCCAAGAACUUGCAGGUGUGGAUGGAGAGAGAGAGGGAGAGGAGCUGGGACAGGACACCCCUGCAGGGACCCCCCCAGACCACAGUGAUGCUGGACCCCGAUGGAGUCCCUGGCCCCCCCUCCACCCCCCCAGAACCCAGUGCCUGUCUCAGCCCCUCCUCUUCCUGCAGUGCCACCAAACCAGCCCCCCCAGACCCCGAGCAGCGGGAGCUGAUUGCUGAGAUGCGCCAGAGCCUUGAGGCACUGCUGCAGCUGCGGCUCCCGGAUGAGUUGGGGGACUUGGAGCUGCUGGGUCGUGUGGCUGCCAGGCUGCGCCCCUGGGCUAGCCCCCCAGGCACGCGCCGGACACCGCAGCCGCUCCCCUGCCGCCGCUCAGAGGUCCCUGAGGUGAAGCCCCCCCACCCCCAGCGCACCCCACCCGGGCUGCUCUUCGCCCUCUUCUAUGGCCUCCUCAUGGCGCUGCUCGUCGCUGCCCACCGUGCGCUCUUUGGCUGCUGAGGGACACACAAAACCCCCGGGGGAAGCCCCCCAACCCUGGGGGAACCCCCAAACACCCCCGGGGGGGGUCCCACCUCUGCACCUUUCCUUUCCCCCUCUUUUCUUGUGCCUUAAUGCUGGGGAAACUGAGGCAGGGAAGGGGGAAGAUGCUGAAACCCCUUUUGCCCCCCCCCCCGGGGGGGUGACUUUAAUUAUUCAUAUUGUAAUUAAUUAUGUUAUUAAUUUUAAUUUUAUUAUUAUGAGUUGUCGCUAUUAUAAUGAGUUAUUAUAAAGGGCUGUGAGCAUAAUAAGUUAAAAAUUAUGGUCAAUUGUAAAUUAAUUAUGAUGAAAGAAUGUAAAAAUAAGGAUGGCCAAAAUUUAUUGUAAUUAAUUAUUAUUAAAGAUAUUAUAUUUAACUAUUA